AUGGAUUUCGCACACGGCACCUCGAGUGCAGGCUCGGGACAAACAUCUGCGUCCAGCAAGUGUUGCCACUUGUGCGCGGUGCUCUGGUUCUCCAUGUCAAACAGCGAGUUGCAUAGUGCGAAAGGCCCCAGAGAGCUUUCUCUGCCCGUCCAGGGGGCGAUGGGGGUUACUACGAAUGCCGCAGAGAGACAACCCCUCUUGGGCUCGGAUCAGUCGGGACUGAAACUGGCGAUUUGGAAGCAAGUGAGGAAGAACGUGAGUGAUGAGUCUCAUCUAUACAUGCAAUUAUUCAUGGGAUCCGUUUCCCUUGGGCAUGAAAUUCUCAUUGAGGACGAUCUUAACCUCUGCAAUCAGCGAAGCCUACAGGACUGGGAGACGGAAUCCAGGCAAAUGGCCAACGUCUAUGCCCAGGCGUCUUGCACGAUAUCUGCUACUGGCUCGGCCGAAUCUUCUGGCGGCUGCUUCAAGAAGAGGAACCCUCUGCCAUACUUUCCAUGUCACAUCCUCGGCGAUCCUUCGAGCCGACGGAGUCUGACUGUCAAGGCGGCUAACACGGCCUUCAAGACCAACAUGUUCCACACUGAGGUUGACGGCGGUCCACUGAACACGCGAGCCUGGGCGUUCCAGGAACGCCUCCUUUCCCAGCGCAUCAUCCACUUUGGUGCCUCCCUCAUAUUUUUCGAAUGCAGCACCCUUUUCGCAUCGGAGCUGCAGCCCGAGGGCAUAUACGAUGGAGUCGAUGUCCUGGCGCGUGACGGCACCAAGCACGAAUUCCCUGACCUUGACAGAUGGGCAGAGAUGCUUGACCCUUUCCUCCCUCCGCCACAACCAUCAGCGCCCCCUGCUCUUGAGCCAGAGGAUUUCAGUCCUCCAGAGGACUCGGCACCCUCGAGGCCUUCAGCAUCCAUCAAGCUGCCAAACACAUAUGGCCUCUUUCCUUCCAAGCACGAGCGCCAGGCCCGCGCCCGUUACAAUAAGGCUUGGAACCUUUAUCGAGCCCGCAAGCGCCACAGACUCGAAGAGAACGCCGCUCGUGAGCGCCGUCAUGCCGCGCGCGAACGGGCGCGCCAGCAGAGCGCGGAACAAGCACGCUUGCGGAAGUCAGAGCAAGUAUCGCAGAUUCCCCGGGCACCUAACCCCGCAUACAAAGCCCCGGAGGUUGUCGCAUCCCUCUCGGACAACAGCGUCACGGGCUACCGUGGGGCGUUCGAUUUCCUCGCCGCCGCCGCCGCUGCAGGGUCCUCACGCGAUAUCGAGCCGCGAAAUCGGCUACGUCUACACCAGAGAUGGUUUGAGCUUCGUGAGCAAAUACACACGCAGCCAAUUGACUGUUGUGGGGGACCGCCACAUGUCUGCUUGCCGGUAUAG
Messenger RNA from Verticillium alfalfae VaMs.102, 1368 nucleotides. Its product is annotated as tol protein. The transcript has 3 exons. The record is from RefSeq and is a predicted model, not a curated record. The coding region runs from base 1 to 1368 and encodes 455 amino acids. Lineage: Eukaryota; Fungi; Ascomycota; Sordariomycetes; Glomerellales; Plectosphaerellaceae.